This is a messenger RNA of Austrofundulus limnaeus, 1458 nucleotides long. RefSeq names its product delphilin. The transcript has 4 exons. Bases 456 to 1397 code for a protein of 313 amino acids. NCBI's taxonomy places the organism in Eukaryota, Metazoa, Chordata, Actinopteri, Cyprinodontiformes, Rivulidae. The record is from RefSeq and is a predicted model, not a curated record. Gene Ontology annotation, molecular function: protein binding.
GAGUGAUUCUGGGCCAGGAGCGGCCCCUCAGAGAGCCACCUCACCAAGAGAGGARGAGGAGGUGGGGAAAAAAGACACUGCGGCGUAUUUAUAGAAAAAUGAGGCCUCACAAUAGCCUUUUUUGGAGACCGAAUUAUUAAGGAACCGAGGUGCCUGGGUGCACGUGUCCCAGUUUUCUGAUUAACAGUGUGCAAGCUGGCUCGCCUCAGGAUGAAUCAGGGCUGAGGCGCAGAGCUAACUCUGACACACUCGCUUCUCUGUGCAGACUCACGCCUUUUUUUUUUUCACCAGGAAGCUGCUGGGGUUUUAGGAUGGAGGAAUGGGGCAAUAAUUUUAGACUCUCAAGUCCUCUUUCUGACUUUAAGCUUGUGGGAUUUGUUUUGUGAGUUUUUCUUUCUUCUUCUUCUUCUUCUUCUUUUUUUUUUGCGUGGACAAAGUGGUUAAUAGGCUGCCUAAUGACAAACAAGAUGAAGAAGUUUUUGCAGAACAAAAAGGGCAGGUACUCUUUUCGGCAGAACAAACGGGGCCCUCGGUGUCCAUCUAAAGAUUUCUUUCUCAACAUGCCAACGUCCAACCAGGGCUGGCCAGAGGAUUUUGGCUUCCAGUUGGGUGGGAAUGGACCCAGUUACAUUUUGACAGUGGAGGAAGGCAGCAGUGCUCAUUUGGCAGGGCUACAGGCGGGGGAUCAGGUCCUGGAGAUUGAGGGCCACAACGUGUCAACACUGGCUCCACAAGCYGUCAUCGCCAUCGCUCAGACUCAGAAGAACAUCCCUCCCAGCAUUGGAGUGGUGUCCCGCAUACACCAGAUGGACAUCAUCCCAGGUCCAGAUGGUCGUUUUGGAUUUACUAUUGUGGGAGACUGCCCCCUCCUGGUGGAAGACUGCUCUCCGUGCUCCCCAGCCGGACGCGCAGGCCUGAGGGCCGGGGACUACGUCAUGGAGGUGAACGGCAUCCCUGUGAGGCACCAUGAGAUGGCCGCGUCACUGAUCAAGACCUCCCAGGGGAGGACGCUCCGUCUGGGGGUGCUGUGCCUGGGUCAAAGGCAGAAACGAAGCGUCAGCGUGGAGUACAGUCAGAUGGGAGAAGACGGGGCGAGGCUGGAUCGGAAGCACAAGGCCCUGGAGUUCAACAGGAAGGUGGACCAGAUCUUAGGCGAGGAGCCAGACGUGAAGGAGAAACUCUUCGCCGUGCUGAAGCAGUACGCAGCAGAGAAGAGGGUGGAGUGGCUGGCCGCCGUGCUGCCAGAGAUACUCACCACUGAUGAGCAUCGACAGCUCAUCGCCAGCAUCAGGUAUGAGUCAGAGGCUCUCACCCACAACACGGCCCCCGACACAGUGGUGUGGGGGGAUAACAGUGUGGGCACCAAACAACAAAACAGAGGACCACAGAGGACUUGAGCUGAGAGGGAUAUUGUUGUGAAAAACACUGUUCUUUAAAGGGAUCCAUGAUUAGUUGUAA